AAGUGACGCUAUCACGCCUCGCCGGGACGGAAGCCUGAAUCGCCGGCCCAAACAUGGCGUCCUCCGCUUCUGCUGGGACUCCGGCGGGGAAGCGGGUGGUCAAUCAGGAAGAACUGAGGCGGUUGAUGAAGGAGAAGCAGCGCCUGAGCACCAACCGGAAGAGGAUAGAGUCUCCGUUCGCCAAGUACAACCGUCUGGGGCAGUUGAGCUGCGCACUUUGUAACACGCCGGUCAAGAGCGAGCUCCUGUGGCAGACCCAUGUUCUGGGGAAGCAGCACCGGGAGAGAGUAGCCGAGCUGAAAGGCGCCAAGGGAGCAACCCCGGGACCGUCGGCCAGCGCGGCGCCUCAGCCCAUCAAGAGGAGAGCGACAGAUGCGGAGAGCCAUGACGCCAAGAGAACCAAGGCCUCCGUGGGGCCUCAGGUACAGCCCUCCACCUCGGCCUCGCCCGCCAACUUUGAGAAAUCGGGAAAAGAGGCCGCUAGGGCAACCUCCAGUAAACCUUCUGGACUCGGUUUACUCCCUGAUUAUGAAGAUGAGGAAGAGGAAGAGGAGGAAGAAGAGGGAGGUGGAGAAGGAAGAAGGGACAGCAGCAAGCAUCUUCCAGAUGCACAGGGCAAAACCAAAGAACAUUCGCUUGCCUCUCCGACAACGAGUAAUGUGCUGCCAAAUGAUCCCUUUAAUACAAAUCCUCCCAAGGCCCCCUUAGUUCCUCAUUCAGGGUCAAUUGAGAAAGCAGAAAUACACGAAAAGGUGGUGGAAAGGAGAGAGAACACCGCCGAAGCAUUACCGGAAGGGUUCUUCGACGACCCUGAGGUAGACGCAAAGGUCCGGAAGGUUGAUGCCCCCAAAGAUCAAAUGGACAAAGAGUGGGACGAGUUUCAGAAGGCCAUGAGGCAAGUCAACACUAUUUCCGAAGCUAUAGUUGCCGAAGAGGAUGAGGAGGGACGGUUGGAUCGGCAGAUUGGAGAGAUUGAUGAGCAGAUAGAGUGUUACCGUCGGGUGGAAAAGCUGCGGAAUCGCCAGGAUGAAAUAAAAAACAAACUUAAAGAGGUUCUGACCAUAAAGGAAUUGCAGAAGAAGGAAGAAGAGAAUGUGGACAGUGAUGACGAGGGAGAAUUACAGGAUUUGCUGUCCCAGGAUUGGCGGGUGAAAGGGGCUUUGCUGUAAGGUUUUGAAGAUCCAAGCUUUCCAUCAUUCUCCGCUACCCCGUAAAAAGUGCUGUGUUCUAGUACUUGUGUUACUCUAGCCUUGGGUACCCUGAGUUGUUGAGAUAAAAUAAGCUAGUGAGCAGUAAUACUUCGGGGAAGGUACAGCGGUGCUAUUUAUUAUAAAAUGUUUGAGGCAAACCUGUUUUUGACAUUUUUGAAAUUAUAACUGCAAAUUGCCAACUUUUUCCGUGUUUACAGACUUAAUGUUGAUUUUCAGUUGUAAAUACUGUAUAUAGCUAAAUAUAUAUUUACAUAAGUCACUGUUUUGAAACUUAUAAAUAGAAGUCAGACCAAAAAGACACAAGUUUCUAUGACCUCGAUGUGCAUAUGUAUUUUCGAGCCUUAAACUCCAGGGUUUGGGGCUUUGGGGAGGUUGUUUUUAAAAGGCUACUCAUAAACACGUAUAUUUUUUCAUAAA
Molecule: messenger RNA, 1628 nt
Organism: Peromyscus maniculatus bairdii (prairie deer mouse)
Lineage: Eukaryota; Metazoa; Chordata; Mammalia; Rodentia; Cricetidae
Gene: Znf830
Product: zinc finger protein 830
Biological process (GO): mitotic DNA replication checkpoint signaling; nuclear DNA replication; mitotic DNA damage checkpoint signaling
Cellular component (GO): nucleus; spliceosomal complex
Molecular function (GO): zinc ion binding; nucleic acid binding
Source: RefSeq, a predicted model, not a curated record